AUUUUGAAGAAAAAAAACGUAGACGCUGUUCAACUUCUCCAACUCUUCCUAACGACCGGAGUCCAAGCCGAGCAAACACUCUCCUCCCCUUUGUUAACUCCGCCCCUUCCAACGGACCUCUCGAAGCUCCCCCAUUUCGCCAUAUAUACAUCCCUCCCCCCUUCCCUUCCUUUUUCUGUAAAAUCUAAGCCUCUCUCUAUCUCUCUCUGCUUUCCGAUUCUUGUUCAAAAUGCAAUCUUCAAUCUCUCUUUCACUUUCUUCCUCUUCUCCGAUCACUGUCAGAUCCAACGGUGGAGCAAACUCCGCCGCUUCCGACCUCUUCUUCAGCAACACCGCUACGCCAAGCCAGCUCCGGUUCUGUGGCCUCAGAAGAGAAGCUUUCUCUGGAUGCAAGUCCUCUAACAAUGCACUUCUAUUCAAGCAAUUGCGUCCCAAGACUAAGAUUUCGGCUUCCUUGUCCACCAACGGAAAUUCGUCUAAGGGUUUUGACUAUGAUCUUGUAAUUAUUGGAGCUGGUGUUGGUGGUCACGGAGCCGCUCUUCACGCUGUUGAGAAGGGUCUGAAAACUGCCAUCAUCGAAGGUGAUGUGGUAGGUGGAACAUGUGUUAAUCGUGGUUGUGUUCCUUCAAAAGCCCUUCUUGCUGUCAGUGGUCGUAUGAGGGAGCUUCAAAAUGAACACCAUAUGAAGUCUUUUGGUUUACAGGUUGCAGCUGCUGGUUAUGACAGACAGGGUGUAGCUGAUCAUGCACAAAAUCUUGCCACAAAAAUUCGAAACAAUUUAACCAAUUCUAUGAAAUCUCUUGGUGUAGACAUAUUGACAGGUUUUGGCUCUGUUGUGGGUCCACAGAAGGUGAAAUAUGGAAAAGUUGGUGGCACUGAGACAGUUAUUACUGCAAAAAACAUAAUUAUAGCUACUGGAUCAGUUCCAUUUGUCCCUAAGGGAGUUGAAGUUGAUGGUAAAACUGUCAUAACAAGUGAUCAUGCACUAAAACUAGAAACAGUACCAGAAUGGAUAGUUAUUGUAGGAAGUGGUUACAUUGGUCUUGAAUUCAGUGAUGUGUAUACAGCACUUGGAAGUGAGGUGACAUUUGUAGAAGCUUUAGAUCAGUUAAUGCCUGGAUUCGACCCUGAAAUUGGGAAAUUAGCUCAAAGGGUUCUCAUAAAUCCUCGAAAGAUUGACUAUCAUACUGGUGUAUUUGCAACCAAGAUAACUCCAGCUAAAGAUGGUAAACCUGUAACAAUUGAGCUUAUUGAUGCCAAAACAAAGGAACCAAAAGAUACAUUGGAAGUAGAUGCUGCUCUCAUUGCAACUGGAAGAGCACCAUUCACAAAUGGGCUUGGUUUGGAGAAUGUAAAUGUAGAAACACAACGUGGUUUUAUUCCUGUUGAUGAGCGCAUGCGAGUUAUUGACUCCAAGGGCGAAUUGGUCCCUCAUUUGUAUUGCAUUGGUGAUGCUAAUGGAAAAAUGAUGCUUGCUCAUGCAGCAAGUGCACAGGGGAUUUCAGUUGUUGAGCAAGUUUCUGGGAAAGACCAUGUCCUAAAUCAUCUAAGCAUCCCUGCUGCAUGUUUUACUCAUCCUGAAAUCAGCAUGGUUGGGUUAACAGAGCCACAAGCAAGAGAAAAAGCUGAGAAGGAAGGAUUUGAAAUCAGUAUUGCCAAAACUAGCUUCAAGGCUAACACUAAAGCCCUUGCUGAAAAUGAAGGAGAGGGGAUUGCUAAGAUGAUUUAUAGACCUGAUAAUGGAGAGAUUCUUGGAGUUCAUAUAUUUGGAAUGCAUGCUGCAGACCUUAUUCAUGAAGCAUCAAAUGCUAUUGCUCUUGGAACACGUAUCCAGGAUAUCAAAUAUGCUGUUCAUGCUCAUCCAACUUUGUCUGAAGUGAUUGAUGAACUAUUCAAAUCAGCCAAGGUUAAAAAUGAGGUUUCUAGUGCGGUUGCUGAGCCAGUUCCAGUCUAAGCUUGUCAAUGGUCAAGAAACCGUGGAUCUUUCUUAAUGACGAUGCACCAAGACAUAUUUUUCUGGAGCACAUGCUAAUUAUGUAUCUGAGUGAUUGAAAAUUUUCGAUUUUUGUUGUCUGAAAAUUCUGGAUUUUGUAAUAAGAGAGGGAUAGAGAAAUGACAAACAUAUGAGUUUAAGAUGGGAUUUUAAAUAAUCAAUUAUUAAAGAAAGAGGAUGUAGUAUCAA
Messenger RNA from Lactuca virosa, 2182 nucleotides. The record is from the annotation of a GenBank genome assembly. Lineage: Eukaryota; Viridiplantae; Streptophyta; Magnoliopsida; Asterales; Asteraceae.